This is a messenger RNA of Penicillium antarcticum, 294 nucleotides long. RefSeq lists its product as uncharacterized. Lineage: Eukaryota; Fungi; Ascomycota; Eurotiomycetes; Eurotiales; Aspergillaceae. Bases 1 to 294 code for a protein of 97 amino acids. The record is from RefSeq and is a predicted model, not a curated record. The transcript has a single exon.
AUGAUGCCCUCUGGAGCAAAGCAGACCUUAAUUACUAAGGUCCAGAUCAAAAAUGCUGAAUCAGAAACGAGGAAUAAACAGGCCGUUUCUUCUGCGGAAACUGAGACCACGAUUGCCGAUGAAGCAUCAACUGUGGCUUCUGCGGCAGUCAUUAAAGAAAUCAUGGCUCAAGUCAAACGUACCGAGGCAGCAGCACAGGAUGCGGGUGUCAAAUGCUUACUUUCGAGUUGGUACUGGCCUCGUGUCUAUCCAGCGCAUGAAGGGAAUGAGCGAGAUGGAUCUGGCUAUGGUUAA